AUGGCUUCCCCGGCAUACCUCUUGCUCUUAGCAUUCGGAACCAUCACCACUGGAUGUCUUAACUCGCUCUUUACCAAAUACCAAGACAACCAGUGUGUGCGCAAUUGUAAUAACCCAGAUGUUUCAACUCACAAGAACUUUGAACAGCCAGUCCUUCAAACACUUCAAAUGUUUAUAGGUGAGUUUUCUAUUUACAUGGUUUACUGGGUGCUCUAUAAGUCUAAAUAUGCUCUUAAACAGAGUAACAACGGAUACACUGAAAUUGGAAACCCUUCGUCCAGGGAUAUUACAUUCGUGCAGUCAUUUAAGUUGGCUCUCCCUGCAAUCUGUGACAUUUGCGCUACAACGUUAGUUAAUAUUGGUCUCUUGUACACUCCCGUCUCCAUCUAUCAGAUGACUAGGGGCUCCGUGGUACUCUUUGUUGCAAUAUUUUCAGUCAUCUUUUUACACAGGAAGAUUACCAAGCUAGAGUGGAUAUCGUUAGUUUUGGUUUCAUUGGGCGUUGUCAUAGUGGGUCUUAGUGGUAUUUCAAAUGACUCCGCAAGUACAGAUGAGAGCACCGACGGUACUUCUACUAUCUUGAUCGGAAUGGUAUUUAUCGUAGUGGCAAUGUUAUGCCAGGCAGCUCAAUUUGUAGUGGAAGAGCAAAUUCUUUCCAAGCAAUCCAUCCUACCAUUGAGAUUGGUGUACUUCGAAGGUUUCUACGGGGCCUCUAUCUUGUUGAUAGCCUUCAGCUUCAUGCAUGUUGUCAUUGGAACCUUCUUCAGUUCCUCACCAAAAGAGUUUAAAGACUCACCAUUCAACAUUGUGGAGUCGUUCUCCCAAAUGUUUAGUAACAGAAUAGUACUUAUAUCCUCCAUUUGCAUCAUGGUAUCCAUUUCGUCAUUUAACUUCUUCGGUAUAUCCUUAACGCACGAAUUGUCUGCCACCUCUAGAAGUACGGUUGACACUUGUAGAACAUUAUUGGUCUGGAUACUAGCAAUCGCCAUGGGCUGGGAAUCCUUUGCAUUUUUACAGUUUUUAGGGUUUGUGGUGAUGGUUUUCGGAACGUUGUGUUUCAAUGGAGUGUUAAAUCCUGAAAAGUGGAAUUGGGUCCCUGCUUCGUUGAAAGAAGGUGUACAUGUGCCAAUUCUUGAUCAAUUGGAAGAAGACCCAAUAGAAAGAUCAUGA
Molecule: messenger RNA, 1170 nt
Organism: Dujonia railenensis
Lineage: Eukaryota; Fungi; Ascomycota; Pichiomycetes; Serinales; Debaryomycetaceae
Source: the annotation of a GenBank genome assembly